This is a messenger RNA of Aricia agestis (brown argus), 773 nucleotides long. RefSeq names its product aprataxin-like protein (gene Aptx). Gene Ontology annotation, biological process: single strand break repair; double-strand break repair. The transcript is spliced from 2 exons. The record is from RefSeq and is a predicted model, not a curated record. NCBI's taxonomy places the organism in Eukaryota, Metazoa, Arthropoda, Insecta, Lepidoptera, Lycaenidae. Bases 171 to 761 code for a protein of 196 amino acids. Gene Ontology annotation, cellular component: nucleus. Gene Ontology annotation, molecular function: DNA 5'-adenosine monophosphate hydrolase activity; double-stranded RNA binding; single-strand break-containing DNA binding.
GAUUUACGAUGGAGAUAUUUUUUCGAAAAAGAAGAUGACAAAGAACUGUCUACAAAAAAAACUAUUUUCUUCCGCGAAACUCGAAAAGGUAUUUUAAUUUACAAUAUUCUACAGAAAACUCUGCUUAUUUAGAACCAAGAAUACUUCGGCAAUUUGAAAGUGCUUUCAAAAUGAGUAAAAGAAAUUAUAAAUCGAAUAAUGAAUCUUCUUCAUUGGCUAAACAACCAAAAAAGCAUUGGUCUCUCGGCCUCUUGGAUACUAUGAAAGAUCCAAAAUAUGUUUACAAGGACUCAGAAAGAGUAGUUGUAAUAAAGGAUAAGUAUCCUAAAGCCAAGGUGCACUAUUUGGUGUUGCCCCGUGAGCAGAUUAGUAGCAUUUUUAGUCUUAAUAAAACCCAUCUUAGUCUCCUUGAAGAGUUUGGAACUUUUGUAAAAGAUAUCAGGCAGGAGCAUAAAGAUGCUGAUAUAGUCGCUGGUUUUCACGCUGUGCCAAGUAUGCAUCUUAUGCACAUGCAUGUCAUUAGCAAGGACAUGAUAUCUGACUGUCUUAAAACAAAAACACAUUGGAACAGUUUUACCACCAAGUUUUUUAUUCCAUAUGAAGAAAUACUAGAAAGAAUUAGAAAUGAUGGAGCCGUAAAAAGAAUCUCAGAUGAAACUCAUAAACAAUUACUGGCAAUGCCGCUUAAAUGCAACCAAUGUGAAUUUGUGCCAAAAAAUUUGCCUAUUUUAAAACAACAUUUACUCACACAUAACUCAUGACCAUGAGUUACU